UCCCCCUCCCUCCCGGCUCCUGAACUCCAGCCCCUCUCUCUCUAUCAGCCGCUCACUCUGUCUCAAUAUGUCUCAAGAUGGCGGCCAAUGUGGGAUCGAUGUUUCAAUAUUGGAAGCGCUUUGAUUUACAGCAGCUGCAGAGAGAGCUCGAUACCACAGCAACAAUAUUGGCGAACCGGCAAGAUGAAAGUGAGCAGUCCAGGAAAAAACUUAUUGAGCAAAGUCGUGAGUUCAAGAAAAACACUCCAGAGGACCUGCGCAAACAGGUAGCUCCACUACUGAAGAGUUUCCAGGGAGAGAUUGAUGCAUUGGGUAAACGAAGCAAAGAAGCAGAGGCAGCCUUCUUGAAUGUUUAUAAGAGAUUAAUUGAUGUUCCAGAUCCGGUUCCAGCCUUGGAUUUAGGACAGCAGCUUCAGCUGAAGGUUCAACGCAUGCACGAUAUUGAAACAGAAAACCAGAAACUUAGGGAAACUCUGGAGGAAUACAAUAAGGAAUUCGCCGAGGUGAAAAAUCAGGAGGUUACAAUAAAAGCACUUAAGGAGAAAAUCCGAGAAUAUGAACAGACCCUGAAGAACCAAGCAGAGAACAUAGCCCUUGAAAAGGAACAAAAGUUACAAAAUGAUUUUGCGGAGAAGGAGAGAAAAUUGCAGGAGACCCAGAUGUCGACAGCCUCGAAGCUGGAGGAAGCCGAACACAAAGUUCAAGCUUUGCAAACAGCCUUGGAAAAAACCAGGACAGAACUAUUUGAUCUGAAAACAAAAUAUGAUGAAGAAACUACUGCAAAGGCUGAUGAAAUCGAGAUGAUCAUGACAGACCUUGAAAGAGCAAAUCAGAGGGCAGAGGUGGCUCAGAGAGAGGCAGAGACCUUAAGGGAGCAGCUCUCAUCAGCUAACAAAUCUCUCCAACUUGCUACGCAGAUCCAGAAGGCACCUGAUGUGGAGCAGGCCAUCGAGGUGCUGACUCGCUCCAGCCUGGAAGUGGAGCUGGCAGCGAAGGAGCGCGAGAUCGCCCAGCUCGUGGAAGAUGUGCAGAGGCUCCAGGGCAGCCUCACCAAGCUGAGGGAGAACUCCAGCAGCCAAAUCUCCCAGCUGGAGCAGCAGCUGACAGCCAAGAACAGCACACUCAAACAACUGGAAGAAAAACUGAAAGGACAGGCUGAUUAUGAAGAGGUUAAGAAAGAAUUAAAUAUAUUGAAAUCCAUGGAGUUUGCACCAUCUGAAAGCUCUGGUGCACAGGAUGCAUCCAAGCCGCUGGAGGUGCUGCUGCUGGAGAAGAACCGCUCGCUGCAGUCGGAGAACGCCACGCUGCGCAUCACCAACAGCGACCUGAGCGGGUCAGCCAGGAGAAAAGGGAAAGACCAGCCUGAGAGUCAGCGUCCUGCAACCUUGCCGGCCUCCCCUCCUUCCCAGUUGCUCCGCAACGCGGGGGAGCAGGCUUCCAAUACUAAUGGUACACACCAGUUCUCACCAACGGGUUUAAGUCAAGACUUUUUCAGCUCAUCCCUGGCGAGCCCCAGCUUACCCCUGGCCUCCACAGGAAAAUUUGCACUAAACUCUCUCCUCCAGCGACAGCUAAUGCAGUCCUUCUACUCCAAGGCAAUGCAGGAAGCAGGAAGCACAAGCAUGAUUUUUCCAACAGGUCCAUACAGCACAAACUCCAUAUCUUCCCAAAGUCCAUUACAACAAAGCCCGGAUGUAAAUGGCAUGGCCCCGUCUCCCAGCCAGUCAGAAAGUGCUGGGAGCAUCUCUGAAGGCGAGGAGAUAGACACGGCCGAAAUUGCACGUCAGGUGAAAGAGCAGUUGAUCAAGCACAAUAUUGGACAGCGGAUAUUUGGACAUUAUGUGUUGGGACUGUCUCAAGGGUCUGUGAGUGAGAUCCUGGCCCGGCCAAAGCCAUGGAAUAAACUGACUGUGAGAGGCAAGGAGCCAUUUCAUAAGAUGAAGCAGUUCCUGUCGGACGAGCAGAACAUCCUGGCUCUUCGCAGCAUCCAGGGCAGACAAAGAGAGAAUCCAGGCCAGAACCUGAACAGACUAUUUCAGGAAGUACCGAAACGAAGAAAUGGGUCUGAAGGUAACAUAACCACACGAAUCCGAACCACAGAGUCUGGCUCUGAUGAAGCCAUCAAAUCCAUUCUGGAACAAGCCAAAAGGGAGCUGCAAGUACAGAAAACAGCUGAGCCGGCUCAGCCGCCUUCUGCCUCUAGCAGUGGCAAUUCUGAUGAUGCAAUUCGAUCCAUUCUGCAACAAGCCCGACGGGAAAUGGAGGCACAGCAGGCUGCCCUUGAACCUGCCUUAAAAACACCACCUCUAUCUCAAGCUGACAUUUCUAUCCUGUCCCCCAAACUAGUGUCUACACCUGCAAUGUCUUCGGUUUCCAGCUAUUCUCCUUUGGCCAUAUCCCUGAAGAAACAUUCAUCUGUCACUGAUUCCAGUAUCUCUGCAUUGCAGAACCUCUCUGGGCUCAAAAAGGAGCCUCAGGAGGCACCUGUUUUAGAGCUUCAUGGAAUAAGUGAUUCUGCCCAGGGUAUGUUGAGGCAUGUUAAAAAUGAGUUGGGACGUGGUGGUGUUUGGAAGGACCAUUGGUGGAAUACUGUGCAGCAUGAGAGAAGAAAUGCAGCUCUUCCUGAAGAUAUAAAAGUUGAGGAAGCCAGUGGUGGAAAAGAAAAGGUCAGCAAUCAGACUAGGCCAGAUCGUAGCCAGCUCCAAGGACCGUCUUCUUCCGAGUAUUGGAAAGAGUGGCCAAACGCGGAAUCUCCGUACUCGCAGAGUUCUGAAUUGAGCAUGACUGGGGCGAGUCGCAGUGAGACACCACAGAAUAGCCCCCUCCCUUCAUCCCCUAUCGUGUCCUUGUCCAAGCCAUCCAAACCUUCGGUUCCUCCACUGACACCCGAGCAGUAUGAGAUUUAUAUGUACCAGGAGGUGGAUACGAUAGAGCUAACGCGGCAGGUCAAGGAAAAGCUAGCAAAGAAUGGCAUCUGCCAAAGGAUCUUUGGGGAAAAGGUAUUGGGGCUGUCCCAAGGAAGUGUCAGUGACAUGCUCUCCAGGCCAAAGCCAUGGAGCAAAUUGACCCAAAAAGGCCGAGAACCAUUUAUUCGUAUGCAGCUCUGGUUGAAUGGUGAGCUGGGACAGUGUGUCCUGCCUGCACAAGGGCAGCAACAAGGACAAGUCCUUCACUCUGUGACAUCAUUACAGGAUUCCCUACAGCAGGGAUGUGCAAGCUCAGAAAGUACUCCAAAGACUUCUGCCAGUUGCAGUCCUGCUCCUGAAUCUCCCAUGAGUUCCAGUGAAUCAGUGAAAAGCCUGACUGAGUUGGUACAGCAGCCCUGUCCUGCCAUAGAGACGAGUAAGGAUGGCAAAUCCCAGGAAUCCAGCGAGCCACCUGCAUCUGAAUCCCAAUCCACGACCCCUCUGCCACUCUCUGGCCACUCAGCACUCAGCAUCCAAGAGCUGGUGGCCAUGUCCCCUGAGCUGGACACCUAUGGCAUCACCAAGAGGGUCAAGGAAGUGCUCACGGACAACAAUCUUGGUCAGCGUUUGUUCGGGGAGACAAUCCUGGGGCUGACACAAGGCUCUGUCUCAGACCUGCUGGCUCGCCCCAAGCCCUGGCACAAGCUGAGUCUGAAGGGAAGGGAACCCUUUGUCCGCAUGCAGCUGUGGCUCAACGAUCCCAACAACGUGGAGAAGCUGAUGGAUAUGAAGCGCAUGGAGAAAAAAGCCUACAUGAAACGGCGGCACAGCUCCGUCAGUGACAGCCAGUCCUGCGAGUCCUCGUCCGCUGGCAUCGACUACAGCCAGGGUGCCAGCCCCCAGCCCCAGCACCAGCUCAAGAAGCCCAGGGUGGUGCUGGCACCAGAGGAGAAAGAAGCUCUCAAACGAGCCUACCAGCAAAAGCCAUACCCAUCACCAAAAACCAUUGAGGAACUCGCCACGCAGCUCAACUUGAAAACCAGCACCGUGAUCAACUGGUUCCACAAUUACAGGUCCCGCAUCCGCCGGGAGCUGUUCAUCGAGGAGAUCCAAGCCGGGAGCCAGAGCCAGGCGGGCUCGAGCGACUCCCCUUCGGCCAGAAGCAGCAGGGCAGCCCACAGCUCCGAGGGGGACAGCUGCGACGGCGUGGACGCCGAGGGCCCUCCCGACGGGAAGCCCAGCGGCCCCGAGGCGGACGAGUUGAGCAGCGCGGCCGCCAAGUCUCAGGGAGGGCCCGCCGAGCCGGCUUUCGAGGCGGGGGAAGAGGCACUGCGAGGCGCCAGGCCCUCGGAGAGAGCGGAGCCCGAGAGCCUGGAGGACACCGACGACGAGGGCCGGCUCCGAGCGCCGCGCCAGAGCUCCCCGCCGCGCCCGGGAGACGCUCUGGAGACACUGCCAAACUCUGCCACGGAAGGGGAUGCCUCUACCUCAGCUGCCUCCACCUCAGUCCUUACGGGGGAGAGCUCCUACAAGUCAAAAGAAAGUUCAGAGAAAAUCUCCAGUGUGCCAAGUACGAGCUCGACGCCGGCCGCAGGCUCGCAGAAAGCCAACUCUCUGCAGAGCUUGUUCGGCUUCUCGGAGGCGGCGAGCUCCAGGAACACGCGAGACAGCUCCCUGAGGAAAAAGAAAGCGGCCAACUUGAACAACAUCAUCCACCGCUUGGAGAAGGCCGCCAGUCGGGAAGAGGCCGUCGAGUGGGAGUUUUGAGAUUAAACUGGCCCAACUCGGGAGAGCUGGGAAGUCAAACUGGACCUCUACUGGUUUUAUUGUGUUCGCACUUAACCGCCCUGCGGGCCACAGGGCAAAAACGCCAUAGGCCAAGGUGCAUAUAGAAAUCAAAAAAAGAAAAAAAAAAAAGGAGCGUUAAGCCCAAUUUAUGUUUGUGUUUUCGAGGAAGAAAACUGAAAUGUGUAGUCAAGCUUUUUUGUACCCUGAAGUGUUUUUAUUAUUGCCCUAAGUGAUUUCCACAAUUUCUGGAAUAACUCAUACAGCUUUGCCUUGUGCCCUCCUCUUUGGUGUGGGGCUUUAAAAAAAUGAAAAACAGGAAAAAAAAAAAACUAAAAAAAAAAAAUCUUAAAAAAAAAUCAAACCCACAUAUUAAAAGGGGGCUUUUUAUCUGCCAUCUAAUGGCUACAGAGCGAUAAUACACUAUUAUCUUCUUAAACCAGGAAAAAAGGGGAGAUUUUUCAAGAAAAAGAAAAAAAAAGAAAGUUUUUUGUAGCUGUUCAGUUGCCACUAAGAGAUUGCACAGUCAACCGACUCUAAACACACUAGUUUGGAUUCCUACAUAUUUUCAAGAAAAGAAAAGAAUCUUGUUGUUUGAAACUUUGAAUUAAAAAAAAAAAACACAUUUACUCCACAUAUUUUUUAACAAAACAAAAAAAAAGUCACAUCAGGAAAAUAUCUUAAUUUGUGGUAGCUGACUUAGUGUUUUCUUGUAAGUGAAAUAGAAUAUUGACACGUAGUGCACAUUGUUUCAUAGCUUUAACUGAUUCUGGUCUUUUGCAGCCCAGAAUUUGUUUAAUACACUCCAUUUUAGGCCAAAUCAGGACAAAAAAAAAAAAAUCUGAAUCUAGGUAUUUUAUAAUCUGCUUUUUAACCUCUAACCACAGAGCACGCUGAUCAGACCUCAUAUCUGGGAGGUUUAGGAGACAACUUAGAAGCAGCAUGUACUUGAUCAUUUCACUUGGUUCGUAGUGUACAGGAUUUCCUUUCAGCAAAGACAGAUCGCUCCAAAAACGUUGGCCAGUAACAUUUCAGCCUGCUUCUCGGGGGCCUAGCCCGUAUCCCGAACAUUCAGCUAACCUGGAAUCCUUGGGAGUGCAGCUCACGUGUCCGGUUGCUGUCACACACCACUAAGAGGGACUGGAGCUGCCGCAGACCCAGCCCUUUUCCUGCUGUUGGUGGCCAUUUACUGACUCUUCCCACCACGAGCACUGAUUUUAAAUACGUUUUAGUUGUGGGAAGCUCCUUUUUUUUGCGUGGAUAAAGAGUACAUGGCAAUGACCAGACGGGCUCUUACCGGGGUGGAAGCAGCCCAAGCUCGAAACCAAAACCUUCGUGCUCUCGAAUCCCAGUGCAGCCCGUUCUGCCCUGCAGAAAUCCAGCCUUUUCCCAUUAUUUUAUGCACAGGUUAGGGCUGAUCAAAGUACAAAUCCAAUUCUAACUUGUCUCUAACUCCUCCUGUUGUCUAUAUGUAUAUGCGUGAGCAUAGAGGUGUGUGGAAGGAUGUGUGUGCGUGGGUGUGUGCGUGCAAUUUUAUACGUCUGUGUAUUUUCUUACGUACUUGUGCACACAUAGAGUGCAUUACUGCCACCUUUUUUCGAUAAGCUGUUUUAUCAGUUAUGGCUUCUACAAGUUUGCUAAUUUAGACUCCUUUAUUGCCAUAUCUUUAAAACUAACAAUAGAUGAUUUCGGAAUAUAUAUAUAUAUAUAAAUAUAUAUAUAUAUAAUUUUUUUUUUGCUUAUUUAUAGGUGCUGUAUUUUAUUAUCUGAUUGUUAGGAAGGGAUGAAAGGGGGCAAAUAUUCUUUAGAGGGAUAGACUGCCGGCAGUAUUGGGUAUAAUUUACAAGAUGUAGUUGUCAUACUGUAUAUUAUUGAUUGAAGACUUUUUUGACCGUAUUGUGUAUCAUUGAACUUUUGUCUUAGGUCAGCAUCUUUUUGAUGACACUUUAAUGGUGCAUUCAUUACUUCUUAAGUUUAAUUAAUAUUACUUUUCUGAUUUUGGGGGAGGGAGGGAUGGGGGAGAGGAGUUCCGACUUUAAAGGUAUGUUCCCAAUAUUACACCUCAGUGUGCUUGUAUUAAUUCAUUAGUAGGAUUUUUGACUGUAAGAUGUGAAACCACAUUUCUUGCAUGAUGUUUUAGAACUUAUGUAUUUCAUUUACAGUCUCUUAACAUGCAACAGCAGCACUUAGCGCAAGUUUUCACAAAUUUAAGAAUCAGUACACUAAAAUCCAUCCUUCUCAUGACUAAGGAAAGAAGGCUCUAGGAGGCUGAAAGGCAGGGAUUUAUUUCUGAUUUUCACUGCUAGCUGUUUCAGGAUUCCUCCUUGGGUAACUGGGGACUCAUGAUGUGAAAGUAAAGCUGAGGAGCGGGGAGAGAGCAGCUACCCCUUUCUGUGAUGAGCUGGGGGACAAUUGGCAGUGACAGACACCAGGGCUCCCAGUGUGGGAAGGGGGUGAAGCCAAGGGUGAGCUCUCUGUACCUGUCCAGUGUCCUGCUCUGACUUCCAAAGCACAGCUCCAUGGAUAAACACGUCCUGCUAGGAGUUCACAUACCUUAGUACAAGUCACAACGAGCUGCGUCUCCAGCCAAGAGCAAAACUUCUGCCCAGGAGAUGCAGAUAUUUUUCUUAGGUUCUUUAAUUAUUUUUAUUUUUUUCUUUGUUGUUGUUUGGUUCAGGUUGGGUUUUUUUAAUUAAUUCUAGGCAAUACACUUGCCAGUCUGUUCCUACUGUCCUUGUCUGCUGAUUUGAGACCCAGGUGCUGGAUGCAGUCAAGUGGUUACUCUCAGCUUUCUCCAUAGUGAGGAUUUUUUUUCUGUUUGAUGAUUUUUAUUUUUUUUUAAGUUAAUAUUCCCCAAACUGUUCUUGUGCCUGUGUCUAUCUGAUUGCAUUCCAUGAUGCUUACUGAGAGCUCUGGCUGCACUGUACGACAGCAGAACUGUAUUCACAGGUCGCAUGCAAAUGCAGCACUUAAGGUCAAUCUCUCUUCUUAAUAAGCAAUACGUAAGUGCCUUGAAACAUAUCUUCCUUUCCUUUUUUUUUUUCCUGUUUAUUUUUGGUUUGCUUUUCAGGUUUCCACUAGUUCUUUAGGAUUCUUUAGCGUCCGCCCAGUUUUUAAUGCUGUAAUGAUUUUUAAAGAGCAUAUCUGUAGCUUGCCCUAGAGGAAAUCUUUCUUUCAUAACACUAACUGUUAAUUCUAAGCUCCAUUAUUCCAUUUGAGUCAUGUAAUUUUGCUGGAUAAAGACAGCGUUCAGAAGUCAGAAGUCACUCCAUCCUGCCAAGCGUUGUCAUUGGGAUCUAUUAUAAAAUUAAUCAAAUAAAAUGCUGUCAGUAUUUCCUAUAUUUUUGGCACUUUAUUAAUGGCUUAGCUCCUUUUGCUGUUUCAUAUUUAAUGAUCUGUGUUGAAUGUGGAUUAGCCUGCUGAGAUGCUGUUGGGGUGAUCCCUGCCCAGAGUCCCUCUGGGCUCUCGCUGAGCCCUGGUUGGAGGGCAGGGGCUGAGGAGCACCCUCAGACCUGGAGCUCAGACAUGCUGCCAGGGUUUGUCCUGGAGUUUAGCCAAGGUCACAGCUGCUUUUCUGUUCAGUGGAGAGUAGGAUGGAUUAGUUGAACUACUGCUGAGGUUCUCGGGUUGGACAUGAGUUACUGCUGGUGUUUCCCCCGGUUUAGAGGCUGAGCUUACACUGCACGGUGUGAGCGAUAGUUGGGAUCAAUUUGGAACUCACCCUUGGGAGGAAAAUGUGCUUUGGAAUAACUUUUUUUUUUUUUAACUUAAUUCAAAGGAUAAAAAGUUGAAGGAGAAGAAAUGCCAAAGAGCAGCACUGUGGCUGUCAUCCCUUGGGUGCUGAAUGUGGGAAAGGUGUGACAUGGAGCUCAUCUCACAGGGCAGGAGAGCCCUCCUUGCUGACAUUUCUUUUUCUGAUGGAUAAAAGCACAGGCAGUUUUCAGGAAAUCCAUCAUGCCAGAGUCUGUUUUUCCUGAGGUUCUUUAAAAGCAUUUUAUUUUCUCUCUCUCUCUUUCCAGUUCCAUGCUCUUACCAAUGCUGUGCAUGAAGGGCCAGGGCUGUUUUAAUAGAAAUACAUUUCUAUUGCAGUUAAAUUGUUGAUUUUUCUCUCUGGAUGAUUAGGGAAGGAAAAAAGUGCAGUGCUUUGUUUGCUAAAAGCCAGGAAAGAGUAUCCCAUGGCAGAAGGGUCAUGCAGUGGGAUUGUCAAUACACUUCCAUUUUUCAGGAUACAUAUUUCAGACAAAAGCAUUGCAGAUGUUUAUUGACAGAAAUGCAUUUAAUUACAGUUGCUUUUGAUGCCAUAAAAUUUGACCAUUUUAUUUAUUUAUUGGUGAAAUGCCUAUAAAUAGAGCCACCCUUUAAAGGAACCCAUAUCAGUGCACUCUGCACAUAUCAUGAAUUAGUGAAUCCUUAGGUAAUAAAUUCCUUGCUGUAAUAGGAAAGAUCUGUAUUACAGUUAAAAAGAAAAAAAGUAUGUGCCUUUCUCAUUAGCUAAAAGAUCUCUGCAUUAUUUUUAUGUAACUUGUUGAUAUGGGAUUGGUGUAGAGCAAUCAUGAACACCAUGAUCACAAACACCACAGAAUUCUAUGCAAUAUUUUCCAAUCCAAUUACUUAAAAGUCACUAUUUUUCAAUCCUUUAACAGGAGAAAUAGUAAGUUAGAGAAGUUAAUCAUUCUGGUGGUAAUUCAAACUGCAAAGCUGAUAAAUUGACAUAAAAUAGGAUUGAGGGACACGUGACAAAUUAAUGUGAUGAAAUAAUGGAAAAUGCUAACAGUGGUUGCAGUCCCUACAAGCACAGCUGCUGUCAGAAGUCUGUCAUCUCCCAUUUUAAAAUUAAUAAUUUCCAGUAUUCUUAAAGCUUUCAUGAAUAAGAAUGCUCCUGGCAAAAACAGGGCAGGUGAGAAAUAGGGAAAAAAAAUCACAUUUUGACCAUAUAGAAAUUAUGAGAAUACAUGAUAAAAAGUAAUUGGGUUUGGACAUUUGCACUUGGAUCCAAAAUGUUUUAUUUCAGUUGCUAUGCCGCAGUAAUCUGUGCCUUCAGCAGGGUUGUGAGAGAUCAGUAGCUUGGCAAUUAGUUGCAGACUGAAAGUGGAGUGGUGACAUUUUUAACCUGCACAUGGUGGGCACUAUUUUCACUUCAUUUGUGUCUCUUCCUACAAAGGAGUUUCUGAAAUUCUCUCUGAUUUGCUCCUCACCCAGUGGCUGUUCUCUGUCUUCAGCCACCCAGUGUGGCCCAGCUCCUCUUGGAGACUCAGAAGCAAGAGGAGAAGAAGGAAAGUUGGUCCUGAGGUGGGGAUUGGAUUUAACAUUCCCUGAAACCAAGUCAAGGCUUUCCCAUGAGUGUGGGGCAGUUUUGGCCCUGGUGUGACCAGCUGGUUGUAGCCUCUUACCCUGAAAUUUAACUCACAUGGCUAAAACAUUGGCAAAGCAGGACUGGGUUGAUUCCUGUGUUGUUCUGCCUUCCCCUUUCUGCUCUGUGAACAUCAGCAUUUUCUUUGUAUUGCAUAUACAAUCAACUUUUCUGAGAAUUUAAAAAUUCUAUACAAAGGAAAGACCUUCCCCUCCCUGCCCCAGCAGUUUAAAGUCUGGAUUUAAAUUGCAAGGAGAAUCACUGGCAUGGGAAGUACAAGAUCUGAAUUUCUUUUCUGAUAUAACCUUUGUAGUUCAAAAGGGGUCUAGCAGCCCCUGUCUCCUUCACAUAUAUUUGAGCUCUAAAAUGUAGAAAUAUAAUUUCACCAAUUUCUUCUUUCUUCCCCAUCUCUUUUAUAGGAUAUAUUGACUAUGCCAUAUAUAAAGUAUAGUUAAUAAUGGACUUUAUGGCAAGAAAAGCUCUUUAUGCCAUGCCUAGGGACAGAUUUGUCCUACAUGACCAGGUCAUGGACUAUACCCUACCCUAUUAAUAUGCAAGGAUAAAGUGGUUUUAUGCUCUGAACAUGAAAUGUAUCCUUUUGGAGAAGAUUAGCAUCAGGCCUGUGCACUUAUGUUUUCAGAAAGCCUUAAAAACAGGUGUGUAAGUGGUGCCAUCUCUGUCCUCAGGGAUGAUUUCCCCCCAGCCAAGUGGUACUGUGGCAUAUUUAAUAGCAGUUAUUAGUUAUAAGGUCAUUUUCCAGUUGAAGAAAGUCACUCAUUUAACUUUAUUAGUGAGCCCCUCACCAGCAUCCUCUGUACAAUCCAGGACCUGCUUUUCCCGAGACCUGGGCAUCUGAAUCCAUCCCAAAAUCCUUGGCUCUCUGGAAAUCUGUGUUUCUACAACUCUUGUGAAUGGAAAAAAACCCUGAUGGGAUUCCUGGGCUUGAUUGUCAUUGCUAUUCACAAACAUCUUCUGGCACUGAAGUGCAUUAAAAGGAAAUGCCUCCUUUUAAAAAACUAAUAAUAUUAUUGUAUUUUUUUCUUGUCCAGCUCUUCUGUAAAGGUCAAUUCUGCCACUUUCAAGCUUGCUUUACUCACAGUGAUGUUGGGAGAUUUUAGCCAUGGUUCUGUAGAUUUCCUAUUAUUAAAGCUGUUGCUUUCAUCACAUCAGUUCAGUUUCUUUGGACUUUGAACCAGCUGAGUGCAGAGAGCAAUUGAAUCCUUAACCAUAACAAAACAAUGCAGGAUCAGUGCAGCAAAGUGAGCACCCCUGUGAGCUCGUGUCUUUGGCUUUCUGUUGGAAUUCCAGAGAUAUUUGUAAUACAUGGUACAAUCUUCAUCCAAAGUUCUUUGGAAAUGGAGAGUCAUGCCCGGAAUUUCCUGCUGUUGUGGUGCCACCCCUGAUUUUUGCACAGUUCCUGUGUAAUUCCUGGUAGUGUCACAACAGCACAGCCUCUCUCUUGACAGCAGAACAAGAGUUGUGUUCUCUUCUGUCUGUGUGGGUAAUUAAUAGGCAUUUUUGGGAGUUGUUAAAUGUGUCUCUGUGCAUCAUUCCAGGGUGGAAAAGCCCCUCUGUGUAUUUAGCAGUUGUGUGCUUGGUCUUAAUGGUGCAGCAGAAUUGCUGCAGCCAAAUUUGUGAAAUCAUUUGGGAUGUAGGUGAGCGAGGGUUUAAACCAAUAUGUAUUUUAAUGGGCAGAGGAUGCCAUUCCCCACUUGUCAGAUCCAUUCCCUGCUGUAAAGAGGGGAUUAGCCACUGAAGAGACCAGGCUGCUGGAGAUGGCAUGGGUUUAACUAAUGAGGACAGGGAAGAUCAUGCUCAGAAUACAUAAAAAUUAUCCCAAGGGUCUGAGAUGUGCAAGAGCCAAGGAGCUGGAAAGGAGGGGUCAAACCUUGUCUAUAGGUUUAGCUUCCUGCAGGAAGUUCAUAUCCCAGAUAUUUUCACGUCUUGUUCUCUCUCCUUUAUCAAUGUACAGUGGACAGUGAAGACAUUUAAAACAAUCACAAAACCAGCUGAUGAAGUAAAUUCAAGCCAAGUAUGGAAUUAAAGCAAGCAGCUCAGCCUUGCUCUCCCUUAGCUGAAAAUUCAAGUAUUAGGAAUGAGGUGGAACUUUUCUGUUAGGCAGCUCCUCUUGGAAGGCGAGUGUGCUUUCAAGAGAAUAAAUAAAACCUGGCACUUGACUUGCUCUGAAGUACAAUCUUGUCUCCAAAUAGCUAGGAAAAAUAUUUUUGCAAUCAGUCUUUCAAUCAGACUUCCCUGGCUUUUAUUAGCUUGUGUUGGACCCUUUGUGCUGUUUUGAUGUGUUAUUUAUAUGUGGGUAAGUUAUUACUAGCUUUAAAAGUGUUUCCAAAGUAUCUGGUUACCUCUGGAUGCUGGUGCAGGUGAUAACAGGGAGUACUUGAGCAUCUGGUUUGGAAAGGAGGAGCGUGAGGAAUAAGCAAGGUCACAUCUGUAUUAUACUUUUCCUUUUCCUUGAUCAGGGCUUCCAUUUCCUUCUCACCCUCUCUAGAGAGAUGGAGUUCAUGGGUCAUUCCUUUUUUUCUGUGGGAGAAAGAUUUAAGUCAAGCUUGAUUUUAUUUUCACUCCAUAGGCAUAUCAUCAAAAUCCUGUAUGUUGCCACAUUUCCCGUUAAGUCUUUAGGUUUUGCUUCCUGAAAUUCACUCUUUCACUUUCUCUACUUGGAAAGCUAUGUGCCUUAUUUCCUAAUCUCUUCGUGGAGAAUAAUCUAAAGCACAGUGAUCUGGCUUGCAGCAUUCCCAGCCGCUUUUCCUUUUCUUUUGGAGGGGGGAGCAAACACUGCAGGAGCAUCCCAGUGUCCCAGCACUGGCUCGUCCAGCACUGUGUGAGGAGUUUUUGUGCAAUAGAAACUCUGGGUCCGUGUCUGGGGGGUUCCUGUCCCACAGCCAGCCAGGCAGAGCUCUACUUCAGGAGAAUUCACAUUCCUGGGGGGAAGGAAGAGCCCACAUCCCUGUGGGUUGGUUCCAGCAGUUCCUGGGGUAGGACUCAGCAGCUGAUGCUCGCAGGGCUCGGUCUCACCCCUGUGCUCGUGGGUCUGGGAGUGUGCAAGAACCCCCAGUGCCCUCCAGCUGUGGCAGCUCCUUUGUGCCACCAGUCACACCUGCUGUCCCCAUUGCCAUGCCCAGGGCUGUGCUGGCUCUGGCUGUGAGGCACUGUCGAGUCAUUCCAGUCAGGAUUUGGUUUUGUGCAGAGCAGGCUCCCCCCAGCCCUUCCCGAGCUCGCUCUCUCUGCAGCAUCAGGUGAAACACACAGAGGUGGUUUGUGAUUAGGACAACAAUCUAAUAUUUCCUAUUUAUGAGAUUAAUUUUUAACAGUUUCUUUUUUUGUCAAGGUUUGGGGUUUUUUUGUGUUUCUUGGAUGUAAACACAACAGGAGUAUUUACAUAUCAUUGGUUUGGGUUGGAAGGGAACUUAAAGCUCAUCCUGUUCCAACACCUUCCACUAGACCAGGUUGCUGUCCCCUAAAUGGAUGUUGGAGAAAGCUUGGGAUGUCCUAGAGAUGGAGCAGGUGGUGUUGGCUCAUAGUAUCCAUAUCGUUGUGCCCCUGUUGUGUUUUCUAGAGCAAUCUUCUUUUUUUUUUUAAGGAAAAAAAAAAGUAUUUUAUCUAAAUGCCUAAUAAAUAAUAUUAUUUAAAUAGUUUUAAAAAUAAUUUAGGACUGAGAAUAAGAAGCCUCAGUUGUGAGAGAAGAGACUUAAAAUAUACAGAGAGAGAAAAUACCCUGAGCCUCCUAGAGCCUCUACUGAGAAUUUGCUAAAGACGCAGAGCCCCUGGUCAGAGCACAUUGCAAUUAACUCACAAGUGUUCAUUUAAAAUGAGAGACUGGUUUCCUGUGAUGUUCAUCUUUGUUGGCAUAUGUUUGACUUUCUGAAUUCAGAGCUAAUUUCCUUCUCAUUCAAAAGUUGGUCAAGGAAAAAAAAAUUCUAAAAAGGUAAAAAAUAAUAAUUCACCUUGUGCAGCAGCAACUUUUCCUGGUGUGAGCUCUGGAAAUCCACAUUGUGCAUUUUCUGUGGCACAGAGGGGUGGUUCAGUUGUGCUGCCAGGUCGAGAUGUGUUCAGACAGGCUUUUCCCUGGCGAGGUGGCCCUGGGGAGCAGCAGAAAAACCAGAGUGCAGCCCCAAAUCCAGCCCAUCCCGGGGGGCACGGGCCAGGCUCCAGUGCCAGCUCCCCCCUGGCAUGGGCAGAGGGGAAGGUGCUGGGCACUGCAGGGCACAGCACCACUUCUGGGGCUUGGGAAGCAAAUUUGCACUUUGCCUUUUGAGGGUGUCCCACUAAAAAAAACCCACAAUAACCAUCCGGCGAAUUUCCCACAUCAGGUUCAUUUUCCUUCUGGUGUAGUCCAAAAAGAAACUGAAAAUCAGAGUUUAAAAUGCCCUAGUGUAAGUGUUGGAUCAGCUCUGCCAAACAAAAGGUUGUUCCUCUUGGAAUACUCUAUGCAUUUCUGUGGUGAAAAGCAUUUUCUCCCAUUCCUUGCUGGAAAUGCUGUGAGAAUGUCACACGUACAAAUCUGGACGUCGAUCCCAAAGCAGAUGGAGGCUGGGGAGGGGGGGAUGUUCUUUUUUUUCUUCUUUUCUCUUUUUUUUUUUUUUUAAUUGUUUCCCUCAUGUCCCUUUUCAUUUUUAUUUUUUUUUAAUUAAAAAAUUAACUCUUUGCAUUUGUGCAAUAACUACUUGCCAUGAGAAUGGGCAGACCUUGGAAAUGCCCCGACUACUAACACAGCACAAGAUGAACUCGAACAGAAAGUGGUGUACUUUUUCCUGAGAACUUUUUUUUUUUUUUUUUAAUAAUAAGCUCAGUUUUUACCCCAGUGUAUUGUGGUGUCUUACAUUUUUAGCAGUAUUUUAUAUUUUUUCUGUAACGCACUAAGUCUUAGAUGUUUUUAGAGCUUGUUUGUUAUAUUCACAAUCACGGAUUUUAAAAAAGAAAAAAAAGAAAAAAAAAAAAAAGAUCCUCACAAAGACCCAAUUGACCAAAAAAACAAAAAAAGUGUCAUUUUUUUUUUGUACAAGUAGCUUUGAGAAGCCCACAUUGUGUUGCUGUGACUCAUCUUUUGUAACAUUUUAUUUCUUGGUAUUUGUUUAAACAUAAAAAGUAAGAGUUUAUCUGGCUGGCAGUGCAGGGCAGCGCUCCCUCGUCAGCAGACGGCAUUGUUUCUGUCUUUGUUUGGUUUAGCCAUAAAAUGUUUGUUCUCAGCACUGUACAACGGUCCCUAUAUGAUAUGGAGAAGCAAUAUCACUGUAUGAAACUCACACGAUGUAUUAUUAUUAUUAUUCACUAGCACCCUAGGUGUGAUAAUUGAAGUAAAUAUCUUUUAUACAAACACAA
Catharus ustulatus (Swainson's thrush) is the source of this 15378-nucleotide messenger RNA. It is a transcript of the gene CUX1, whose product is annotated as cut like homeobox 1. The coding region runs from base 78 to 4673 and encodes 1531 amino acids. Gene Ontology annotation, biological process: regulation of DNA-templated transcription; intra-Golgi vesicle-mediated transport. NCBI's taxonomy places the organism in Eukaryota, Metazoa, Chordata, Aves, Passeriformes, Turdidae. The transcript has 24 exons. Gene Ontology annotation, molecular function: DNA-binding transcription factor activity, RNA polymerase II-specific; DNA binding. The record is from RefSeq and is a predicted model, not a curated record. Gene Ontology annotation, cellular component: Golgi membrane.